AUGGCCCUGAUCCGCGGUGCGAGUCUUCGCGCCGCCAGGACGGCGUCGAAGCCGGACUAUCUGGUUUUCGGGUCGGCCUUCGGCUUCGAAUCCCUCGCCAUCCCCCUGUGCACCGGGGGCGGACCUCUUCCCGGUAGGCACUGCAGCGUCCUACUUGUUGUGCGCCCUGGCGACCUGCUUUUGCCUGAUGAGGAGGAGAUCGAGACCUUCUACCGCCACCUCGACCCCAAGACCUCCUCCAAGCGGCACGAGGAGGAGGCGGCCAACGUUUUGAGGCAGGAGGUCGCCGGCACGGGGCUGCUGGCGGUCAACGCGUUAGCGUGGUCGUUGGAGCAUCUGGACGACGUGCAUCGCAGCUACGAUCCGUUCAUCGUCGAGAACCUGAAGCUGGUCGGCUUGAAGGCGCUCCGACUGGAGCUGGUGCACCACGUGGAGAAGGCCGCGUUGAACUCACGGGAGGCGGCGUCGACCGUGGGUCGUGGCGUCGGAACCGGCAUCUCUCUGGGUGGGGAGGCCGAGGAGGGUGCGGCGGGGGAGCAGGACGGUGGCUCGGACGAGGAGGAGGAGGACGAGGAGCGUGAGGAGGACGCCGUGGUUGUCACCGGCGAAGAGGAGGCAGUACAGUUCGCCGGUGAGAAGGUUGCGGAUAAGAGCGGCGGCAGCGGACCCAAGUCGGGCAAGAAGGCGCGGGGCAGCGGUGGCUCGACCCCGACUAGGAUUGCGUCAAAGGCAGCUGUUGAGCGUCUGAAGGCGGCGGAGAGGGAGAACAAGAAGCUGAGGGAGGAGAAGCUGGUGGCGGAAAAGAGGCUGGAGGACUAG
Molecule: messenger RNA, 819 nt
Organism: Closterium sp. Naga37s-1
Lineage: Eukaryota; Viridiplantae; Streptophyta; Zygnematophyceae; Desmidiales; Closteriaceae
Source: the annotation of a GenBank genome assembly